Messenger RNA from Juglans microcarpa x Juglans regia, 3770 nucleotides. Its product is annotated as probable starch synthase 4, chloroplastic/amyloplastic. The transcript is spliced from 14 exons. The coding region runs from base 227 to 2962 and encodes 911 amino acids. NCBI's taxonomy places the organism in Eukaryota, Viridiplantae, Streptophyta, Magnoliopsida, Fagales, Juglandaceae. The record is from RefSeq and is a predicted model, not a curated record. Gene Ontology annotation, molecular function: alpha-1,4-glucan glucosyltransferase (UDP-glucose donor) activity.
CACAAACGAUGGAUGGCUCAGUAAACCCGCACGUACCAUCACACAAUCCUCAAUCAAAGAUGCGAAAGACUCUCUCUCUCUCCACCCGGGUGGAGAGCAGUCAUAGACUCACAUGCCAACUUCCGAAGAAACCGUUUUGUUCCAUCUCUUACUUGCUGCCGAGUUUUUCUAGUUUCUCUUACAUGUAGAGUGUAGACACACGGGUUUCAACUCGAGGAAAAAAAAAAUGUCUUCUGUGAAGUUAUCGACGUGGUUUGUAAGCGAGGGGAUCGGCGGAUUGAGCUGCAAGCACUCGGCUGUGCGCUUUUUCUUACCUCAUCGCUCACUUCCUGCUUCCUGCAAAAUGCGUCAGCGUAAUUUUAGUUCCCAGCAUAAAAAACAACAUUUGAAGAAAGCCUCUCAUGAACGGACUUCAACAAAUGCAGAUUUCCAGGCAAAUGGUGGCGAGGAAUCUGAAACCGAAAAUGCUUCAAUAAUUAAUGUUCCAAUUUUGAGCCAGGAAAUUAUAUCUACUGAUGAUGUUGACACUGGCAUAGCUAUAGAGCAUAUCAAUGCAAAGGAGUUGAGUGGCCCGACUGUACCCGAUGAACAAAAAUCUUUGGCUAUAAACAUAAGUGGUGACAAGCAACUUUCGGGUGUUCAACAGGAGGACUUGAUUGGCAUGAUAAGAUAUGCAGAAAAAAAUGUCCUCCUUCUAAAUCAAGCCCGAGUGAGUGCACUUGAAGAUCUUGAAAAGAUUGUCACUGAGAAGGAGACACUGCAAGGAGAGAUCAAUGCUUUGGAGACGAAACUGGCAGAAACUGACGCCCGGAUUAAAGUUGCUGCCCAAGAAAAGAUACGUCUGGAACUCCUGGAAGACCAGUUAGAGAAGCUGCAGAAUGAACUGGCUCACAGGGAUGUUACUGAGUUAAGUGAGAUUGAUAUGAAUGAGAAUCAUCACAAACUUUUGCAUCAUGAAGCGUAUGUACUAGAUAGUGUUAGUUCUGUUAGCAAGGAGCUUAACUCAUUGAGGGAAGAGAAUAUCUCCCUCAAGAAUGAUAUAGAAGUACUUAAGACUGAGCUUAGUGAUGUCAAGGACACAGAUGAGCGCGUGCUUUUACUGGAAAGAGAACGCUCCUUGCUGGAGUCUUCCUUGAAAGACUUGGAGUCUAAACUCUCUGUUUCUCAGGAAGAUGUUUCCAAACUUUCCACUCUGAAAGCUGAAUACAAGAGCUUGUGGGAGAAGGUAGAAAAUCUACAGGUAUUGUUAGAUAAGGCAACAAAACAGGCAGAUCAAGCUAUUAUAGUAUUGCAGCAAAACCAAGAGCUCCGGAAAAAGGUUGAUAAACUGGAAGAAUCCCUUGAAGAAGCUAAUGUCUAUAAGCUCUCAUCAGAAAAAUUGCAACAAUAUAAUGAACUAAUGCAACAAAAAAUCGAACUGUUGGAUGAUCGUCUUCAAAGGUCUGAUGAAGAGAUUAAUUCUUGUGUACAAUUAUAUCAAGAAUCAGUGAAGGAAUUUCAAGAUACACUUAAUAGUUUGAAAGAAGAGAGCAAGAAAAGGGCAGCAGAUCAAUAUGUGGAUGACAUGCCUUUGGAAUUUUGGAGCCGUUUAUUGCUUAUAAUAGAUGGUUGGUUGCUUGAGAAAAAAGUAUCAACCAAUGAUGCAAAUUUAUUGAGAGAAAUGGUAUGGAACAGAGAUGGACAGAUUUACAAUGCAUACAUGGCAUGCAAGGAAAAGACUGAACGGGAGGCUAUAACUACGUUUCUCAGGCUGAUAUCAUCACCAGCACGUCCAGGAUUACAUAUCAUUCAUAUUGCGGCAGAGAUGGCACCGGUUGCUAAGGUGGGUGGUUUGGGGGAUGUUGUAACUGGUCUUAGCAAAUCUUUACAGAAGAGGGGACACCAUGUCGAAAUUGUUCUUCCAAAAUAUGACUGCAUGCAAUAUGAUCGAAUUCGUGACUUAAGGGCCCUAGAUGUGAUGGUAGAAUCAUACUUUGCCGGUCAGCUAUUCAAAAAUAAAAUCUGGCUCGGCACUGUUGAAGGUCUUCCAGUUUAUUUAAUUGAGCCUCAUCAUCCUGAAAAUUUCUUCUGGAGAGGACAAUUUUAUGGCGAGCAUGAUGAUUUCAAACGUUUUUCUUUUUUUAGCCGUGCAGCACUUGAGUUACUUCUUCAAGCUGGCAAGAAACCAGACAUAAUUCAUUGCCAUGAUUGGCAGACAGCUUUUGUUGCUCCACUUUAUUGGGAUUUAUAUGCCCCUAAAGGAUUUAACUCAGCUAGAAUAUGUUUUACAUGCCACAACUUUGAGUACCAAGGGACUGCUCCCGCUUCAGAAUUGGCAUCCUGUGGUCUCGAUGUCCAUCAGCUAAAUAGACCAGAUAGAAUGCAAGAUAACUCUGCACAUGAUAGGGUCAAUCCUGUUAAGGGUGGAAUUGUAUUUUCCAAUAUUGUGACAACAGUAUCGCCUACUUAUGCACAAGAGGUGCGGACUGCUGAGGGAGGAAGAGGUCUUCAUUCAACCCUUAAUUCUCACUCCAAAAAGUUCAUUGGAAUUCUAAACGGAAUUGAUACUGAUGCAUGGAAUCCUGCCACUGAUACAUUUCUCAAAGUCCAGUACACUGCAAAUGAUCUUCAAGGGAAAGCAGAAAAUAAGGAAGCUAUGCAAAGGCAUCUACAGCUUUCUUCAGCAGAUAUCAAGAAGCCACUGGUAGGCUGCAUAACAAGAUUGGUGCCACAGAAAGGUGUUCAUCUUAUUAGACAUGCAAUAUAUCGAACAUUGGAGUUGGGAGGACAGUUUAUACUUCUUGGCUCAAGCCCAAUCCCACAUAUUCAGAUCCUCAAAGUAUUUAAGGGUAGAAAAUUCAGAAAUAUUAUCCUGCAAGUUGAGAAACCUCCUCCUGCUGCAGAUCUGUAUGAGGAACUUUUUUUAAAUUCGGAAGAUUCUUAUAACGGUAAGUGCAGCUGUCUGUGCAAUGAUAAAAUUUAGAGAACUGUAGUACUUCAGCAAUAAAUAUCCAUAAGACCAGUCCAUAUUUAUCUAGUACUUAAAGAAAUUAGUAUUGAGUUUGCCUCAUUGUGAUGCACCCCAGAACAGGCAAUUAGCUUUGCAGAUAGUCCAUAUUUCUUUAUAAGCUUGUCAUUAUAUUACAAGAAGUUAAAGUAGGAGUUAUUCUGCAGAGAGUGUCUCUUUACCUAUCCUAUGAAGAUUUUUGAGUAGAUAUACUUCAGUUUUGGAAAUUUUUGUGACAGUGCAUUUGAUCUGAAGCAGAUUUGUUUUGUUUUCAACAUGGUUAUCGUAGUGUAGUCUGCUCUUGAAGUGCCAGUGAUCUGUGUGAAAUGGCUAAAGCCUGUAAUUUCAUAGUCUUAUUUGAUUAGAGUUUUCUUUAUAAAAGAAUAAAUAUACAUCUGUGGCGCUCCACUAAAUCACACCAUCAAGGAAUUUCCUUCUAUAAACCCCACCCUUCUCUCGAGCAGACUUCAACUUAAUUGUUUGUAUUGUUACACAAUUUUAGUGCUGUUCUACAUCAUUAUUGGUGUUAGAGCCAAAAACCGGUGUAUCAAUUGAUAUGCUGUCUUAGGAGAUAGCACAUUAUCUGAGAAGUAUACAUGUAAGAGGUAUGAAAUGCUCAUUAAAGGAUUUCACUGACUCGGUAUGUAAAACUUUUGAUUUAAUGAACGAAUAGUAGAUCAUGAGAGUAAAAAAUAAUAAUAAAUUAACCGAAUCCCACUAGAUGCAAACAAUAUAGGGGUCAUUCGGAACUUAAAAAAAAAAAAAAUCUAGGGGCCAUCGAACU